Molecule: messenger RNA, 1833 nt
Organism: Neodiprion fabricii
Lineage: Eukaryota; Metazoa; Arthropoda; Insecta; Hymenoptera; Diprionidae
Exons: 13
Coding region: 325-1710 (461 amino acids)
Source: RefSeq, a predicted model, not a curated record
UUGCAGAUACAUACACGCAAUGAGUUAAUCAUCUACACUGCUCAUCGACAAUUUAGUAUCUAUUUAUCAUCCCAGUUACUGUGUGGGGCGACAAGAAUUCUUUACUAUCAAGCUGAUAUAUUGUUGAAUGAUUUGUUGGAGUGCCGGGUGAAAACGACAUCCAAGACUAAAAGCAGUGGCAAAAAACCAGAUGAAGAGUUGCAGAUUUCCCAACAGCUGCGCGAUGUACCGGAGCUUACAGAUUUCGACUUUUCUGCCAACUUAGUUGAUAACGAGCGUCGCAUUACUCUUGCAGAACCUAGUAAUUGGGUGUCAGAUGUUCCCAUGUCAACUUUUGGCGCAAUAACCGAAAAGGAGCUGGACUAUAUACUUCAGCACGAUGGAUUAAUACCUUUGGAUUUAUCAGAUUCAGUUAGGAAGUUACCUGAUCUACCUGAAACUUCCAUACCAGAAAUUGAAGAUGCAAACCUUUUCAAAAAACCAACCCUUCCGCCUAUGCAGCAAAUCCAAACUGAAACUACAGGUUUGCUAGAAGGCCAAGGAGUAGAUCAAUCGCUACUCGAAAUACAAGAAAAUGCAUCUGAACAAUUACCUGAACCACCUCAGGAAGUUGCUUUGACACCAACUAAACGCACCCGAUCGUCACCUGGUAUUGAUGGCCACAAAACACCCACCAAGAAAAGACGCGAAUUGGAUACUGAACCUGGUAGUGUCUUGACACCAGUACCGCCUCGAAUUGAGCAACCAAGUGACAGUUUUACUCUGCAAUCAUUGAUCACUGAUGGUCAAGAGGGCAAAAAAACAAACCAGCGUUCUAAGAGGAGUAAAAUCAUUGAUGAAAUUACUCAGAUACCACCUCCCAGACUGGACAUUUUCAUUCAAUCGGUCCGUAAUGAUAUAAUUCAACUCCCAAAGCAAACUGCCAAUAAAUUGCUCACGACCCCAUCAACGAACUCAAGACACUGGGGGAAAGGAUUACUCGAUUUGUACGAAAGCAUGUUGUUGAACCCUAUGAGUCAUAGUGCUGUAGAAUCGAUAGCGAACCCAGAAGUGGUACUUGGACCAGUCUCUGCAAUUCACACAACUACAGAUGUCACUGCGGAUGGACUCCUGAUUCAUGGAACAUUGUUGGAAAACACGUCAAAAACUAACGGAACUAAAACUUUUGAACAAAUUUCAAUUGACCAGACCAUUCAGAUGCCCCCAACUGAAAGCUGGCCAAUCAAUGUAACAAAUGAUUUUUCUCAACCGUUGCCGGAAACAUCUGUGAAAGAGCCACACGCUACUUCGAAAAUGAUCAGCGAUCAUCCUCAUUCAGAGAUCAUUAAGACCGUUUACGGUGAUUGGUUGGAAAAUGGGGAAGAUGGCAAUUUUAGAGUUCCGUUGAUGGACAAAGGCAUUGAAAGAAGUCCUACAGUAGAAGUCCGAGUGGCCAGAUACCAAUCCAGAAGCAGUAAGACUUCUUCCGCAUCAACUAUCCUGUCCACAGCCAAUUUGGUAAAGUCCAAUUUACUUGGAUACCUUCAUGCUUUCUGGUCAACCAAUCAGGUCUUAACAUUCAAAGAUCUUGUCCCGCUUUCGACUAGUACGAAAAAAGAUGCUAUUCGAAUGUUCUCGUCUCUACUUGAACUGCAUAAAUCAAAACAAGUGAAACUGCUUCAAGCUGAACCCUAUGGACAUAUUUACAUCCAGGAGUAUUCUAUGUACUAAACAAAUUUUAAUGGGCAUCCUCCACUCUGUAUCGUGCUCUGCAAGUUCUUGAUCAUAAUCAAUGACUAUUUGUGUAUGAUUCAUUCGUUAUAAAAUGGAUAUCUAUGCAAAUUAUUGUCGCCA